Messenger RNA from Hyaloperonospora brassicae, 1107 nucleotides. Lineage: Eukaryota; Oomycota; Peronosporomycetes; Peronosporales; Peronosporaceae. The record is from the annotation of a GenBank genome assembly.
AUGCGACACGACUUUACGGAGCCAUCUCGAGCCAUAUUCGUGCAAAAUGACCUGCGCCACUUCGUGGGGUCCCCGGCUCAGCAAAUGAUCGUAGUAUUUGUCAAGCACCUGAACGAAAGUGUGAAGGGAAAGCGCAUAUCGAGUGACUACGAAGUGUCUCCGAACGUGCAGAAGGCCGUGGACCUCGUGCACGAGAUCGACUCCUGGAUCGAUGAGAUUCCACCCAUUCAGCAGCCAAUGCGCUUUGGCAAUCAAGCUUUCCGCACCUUUCACGAUCGCGUGCUCGAGAGAACGCGUGGAAUGCAGGAACAGACGCUGCCAGAAGAGCACCGGGAAGCUGUCAUUGAAUUAGCAGCGUAUCUCGAGGACUCUUUCGGAAACCGCGUCCGGAUCGACUAUGGCACGGGUCACGAGACGAGCUUCAUUGUGUGGAUGUGUUGUCUGCACAAGAUUGGCUUUUUCAAGCAGUCGGACUUCCCAGCACUGGUGCUGCGGCUGUUCAAUUCGUACCUGACGCUAAUGCGCCGACUGCAGAAGCAGUACAUGCUGGAGCCAGCAGGCUCACAUGGUGUCUGGGGACUCGAUGACUACCACUGCCUGCCAUUCUACUUUGGGUCUGCCCAGCUCAUUGGACAGCACGAGAUCCUGCCUGAAAGUGUGCACGACGACAGUGUGCUCGAAGCGAAUUGCCAGGAGUACUUGUAUCUCGACGCAAUCAAGUUCAUCAAGGAAGUGAAGGCAGGCUCGCCCUUUGCCGAAACGUCCCCGAUGCUGAACGACAUCAGUGCGCUACCCUCGUGGGAAAAGACCAACAGCGGCAUGCUCAAGCUGUACGAGGGCGAAGUCCUGAAGAAGUUGCCGGUCAUCCAGCAUUUACGCUUCGGUACGCUGUUCCCCUGCACGUGGACGCCAAGCCACAAAGCCGACGACGGAUCGACGUAUACUCCAGUGAGCACGCGUCCAGGAACGAGCGUCCGUGCUCCUCCGACUUCUGGUCUAGAAGAUGUGUCGACCAAAGCGCCAUGGGCUACUGCCACAGCGCCUGCAGCUGUACCGACCACUUCGAUGCCACCCGUGUGUCAAGCUAAACAGACACCGAACAAGUGA